This is a messenger RNA of Anarrhichthys ocellatus (wolf-eel), 2284 nucleotides long. It is a transcript of the gene gid4, whose product is annotated as GID complex subunit 4 homolog. The transcript has 6 exons. Gene Ontology annotation, cellular component: GID complex. NCBI's taxonomy places the organism in Eukaryota, Metazoa, Chordata, Actinopteri, Perciformes, Anarhichadidae. The record is from RefSeq and is a predicted model, not a curated record. Bases 158 to 847 code for a protein of 229 amino acids. Gene Ontology annotation, biological process: protein catabolic process in the vacuole; proteasome-mediated ubiquitin-dependent protein catabolic process; protein targeting to vacuole.
UCCAGGAAGCUGGAGCCUUGACAUGAAACGUUGCAGUGUUCCUCCUCGGUAGUCGGUCCAUGGACAGUUUUGGGACGUCGGGGAUUUUGUGCCGCUGGCAGAGCCUCUGUCGGGACCCCUUCUCUGUCCGGCUCUAGUGUUCUCAGCCGUAAAGUUAAUGACGGUUGCUGACGGUGACACCUUAGCGCUCAUCAUGCCUGUCCGAGCAGAGUGCCUCAGUACCACCGGCUCGGCCUGCACAUCCUUGGCCUCGCUUGUUCCCCCUGCCCCGAUCAACACCUUCCAGCCGGGGGUGGCCACGUCGCUGCUGUACAGCGGCUCACAGUUUCGGGGUUAUCAGAAGAGCAAAGGCAACUCCUACGACGUUGAGGUUGUUUUACAGCACGUGACUGUGGAGGACUCGUAUUUGUGUGGAUACCUGAAGAUCAAAGGCCUGACUGAGGAGUAUCCGACUCUCACAACAUUCUUUGCUGGUGAAAUUAUCAGUCGAAAAAGACCUUUUUUAACCAGGAAGUGGGACGCAGAUGAGGACGUGGACAGAAAGCACUGGGGCAAGUUCCAGCCUUUUUACAAAUAUGCCAAAAGCUUCAACUCGGAUGACUUUGACUAUGAAGUGCUGGACAGCAGUGAUUAUGUCUUCAUGAGGUGGAAGGAGCAGUUUUUAGUCCCCGACCACACGAUCAAAGACAUUAGCGGCGCCUCCUUCGCUGGCUUCUAUUACAUCUGUUUCCAGAAGUCCACGGCCACUAUCGAGGGUUAUUAUUACCACAGGAGCUCAGAAUGGUAUCAGUCUUUAAACCUAAACCAUGUCCGAGAGCACAGUAUGCCUAUUUAUGAGUUUCGGUGACGGAAUGUACACACGAGUACCGAGUCAAGGAGAGGACAGUUCCUACUGCGCUGUGGUUCAACGUGGACGGGAACACCGGAGAGUCCUUUAGUGCCGAGAUGGGAGCUGACCCGUUUCCCUUCCUGCAGGGACGUAAACCGUGGUCAGACUCUCCUGUGGCGGACCGACAGAAAGAAGGCACAGAGAAGGACGAGUUUAAAGGAAAGUAAAGAUCAGUGGAGGACGGACGGCUCUUGCAGUCACUGUGGAGCUCACGUUUACUUCAGAUUUCAUAUUUUUAAUUGUAUUUUGGUCUGUUUUCAUUUCGUGCCACCUGAUUUCUUUGCGCUUGCAAAGGAUCCGUCUUCCUGUUUGUUGGACAUCGAAAUAUGUUCCUGUUUUCCUUCAGCGGAGAAACGUAACUGCCUUUUCAGCUAAGAGUUGCAAAAGAAAAGAGUAUAAAGGGUGUAUGUUUGUGAGAAGAGCAAAGCUUAAUUUAAAUCAUUUAACAUCACUUUGACACCCCCGUAGUGUUUAAUGCAGAGUACGAUGGUUGUGGGGUUAUUGCCAAAAAGGUUGCAGAACAGAAAGUAGCAAUGAUGAGCAGUGGUCUACUUAUUAUGCAAGGUCUUUAAGACCGCAAGUUGUGAUCUGGCGCUCAGGGAUGGUAUUUUUGGGGCAAUACGUAUUGAGACCGAAAGCUGAAUGUUGAGAGUUGGCCGAGUUAGGAUGACAGCGACGAUGACCUCCAACGGGUCGUUAAUAAUCAAUAACCAAUCAUUUCCAUGCUGCUGCUUUUACAAACGCAACGAGAAGUCUUCAAAUAUCAAAAUGUCUCUAUGCAAGCCAAAGGUCACAAGUAGAUAGGCUUUAAGAGCGCAUAACGUGUUUUAUUUACAGAUGAUUUAUCUUCCUUUUAUUUGUUUUUAUCAUAAACGUCUUUGUAAAACUGCAGAGGAAAAAUACGACUGACUGGGAAAAAUAAAUGGAUUUAAUAACAAUUACCAGCAUGUGAAGCUCAGGCAUGUGACAGUGCAUUCCAACUCAGUUUAAAAAUGUAAAAGUUAAUUUUAUUCGGUGUCGACAAACCCCUAUUGUGUGGAGUUCGACUGACGACAUCUUCAACACAGUCUGUGGAUAAAAUCUUAGUUUUCUUUGGUUUCAGUCACAUUCGUCCUUUCAAUAUAAUUUCAUCUUCAGAAGCAGUGACACGUGUCUGAAUGAGGAAGGCACAACAGUUGAACGUAACAAAAAAAGAAAAGCUUCACACAACAUGCUUGUCUGCAACGUGUUACUGUUCUGUCCUCAGUGGAAAAUGUGUGAAAAAAAAGCACCUUUUGUGACUCAUGGAGAAAAGUCUAAAGUAGGAAGAAUAUAACCUCCUUUGAUGCUUAAGGAGAAACCUGCUGCCUUAACAUUUUAAAUGUCUGUAAAUCUCCUUUUUAAAAAAAAAAAAAA